AGCAUAACAACUUUUUAGGUUUGGAUUUGUAGAUUUUCCUAAAGAUUGUCUUGGUUAUUGCAUAGAAUAGAACAGGACCAUCCCUAUUAUUCCAUGCCUUUUCCUCACGCUAAAAAGUCUUAAACCCCACAUUAACACUCUGUCCAAAUCCCUUUCACCAUUCUAAGUUCUAACUUUUCUUAUCAAUUAUUAUCAAAUUUCCAAACUCAUCUUUCUCUACACAUGGCUUUGAUUUUCUUCUCAGUUAUUCACUUGAAAUAAUUGUAAUCUCAAUGGAGGGAAAUAAUUUUAUCUUGGAAACAGUUAAUUUUUUGUUAGUUGUUUCUUCAGAUCCUCUGUUUUCAUGCAUUGUUGCAUUCUGUUCGUUGAUUCUUAUCUAUUUGCCGCAUUUUUUCUGCAACAUUGUUUUCUCACCUGUUUUGAUUCUCACCUGGGUUCUCUUGUUAAUUGUUCUUCGUUUUGGUGCAAUUCAGAGAUCUCACAGUGAAGAAGAGAAAAGUUUGGAAAAAACAGAAUCUGUUAGCAAUGAAGAAAACAGAGAUGAGAAACAGGGGAAAACAGAGGAAUAUGUGGAAAUCGAUUCUUUCGACGAAAUUCAUAAAUGGGUUUUGAGGAAUUCUGAGGAAAAUUUGAAAUUUGAAAUGGGUUUUGAAUCAAGUUCUUUUCUUGACGAGUCUUUCGUUGAAUGGAACGUGAAAGCGCCAUUGGAGGUUAUAUAUGAAGGUGAAGAAACAGAGGAGAGUUCUGUUGCUGGAGUUUCGAGGUACCCUUCUUUGUCAUGUUAUUAUCCUGAAUCUGAUUCGGAUAGUUCGUCGGAGCAUGAUUUUCCGGUAAUGGGGAACUGGGACUCGCCGGAGGAGAUGGGUUUUAUGUGGGAUGAAGAAGAAGACAGAGAAGGGUUGAUUGAGAUAGCUCUUGAUGGUUGUAAGAAGAAAGAGUUGGAAUUUAUGUUUGAGGAAGAGAAUAUGAUUGAGAUUGAUAUUUCUCCAACGAAACGGAGAGAAUUUUCCGGCGAGGAUGACGUGUUUUCCGGUGAGAUUAGGUGCAAUUAAUGUGAGAUUUAGGAAAAAUUAACAGUGUAAUUAGCAUGUGAUAUGUUUUGGGAUAAGUGAAAUGCUUAGAGAUUUGGAGUUAUUUUGGGUUUUGGCAGGUUAUGCCUCUUUUGGAUGUGAGAUUCUAUCUAAGCUUGAGUUCAAUUAAUCAGUGUUUUUUAAUUCUGCAAUUAAUCUACCUAAUCAAUUAUUAUGGUCA
This is a messenger RNA of Lathyrus oleraceus (garden pea), 1251 nucleotides long. RefSeq lists its product as uncharacterized. Bases 273 to 1052 code for a protein of 259 amino acids. NCBI's taxonomy places the organism in Eukaryota, Viridiplantae, Streptophyta, Magnoliopsida, Fabales, Fabaceae. The transcript has a single exon. The record is from RefSeq and is a predicted model, not a curated record.